Molecule: messenger RNA, 1966 nt
Organism: Alnus glutinosa
Lineage: Eukaryota; Viridiplantae; Streptophyta; Magnoliopsida; Fagales; Betulaceae
Product: UDP-glucuronate:xylan alpha-glucuronosyltransferase 2
Exons: 4
Coding region: 60-1829 (589 amino acids)
Biological process (GO): xylan biosynthetic process
Molecular function (GO): glycosyltransferase activity
Source: RefSeq, a predicted model, not a curated record
AUAGAUAUAUAUAUACGGGUACCCUUUUUGAGAGACUACUGCAGAUUUUGCUUACUGUCAUGGAAGGUCUUCAAAAGAUGAUGAAGGCCAUUCCUUCGAAGACUUUGGUUAUCAGAAUCAAUCUUGUCUUCCUCGCCUUCUUUCUACUGGUUUACUUAGUUCUUCUUCUACAGCCAUCUUCGUCGGUUUAUUUUGAGAAUGCGGCGUCGCUUGUUCGGUGUUCAUUGCGCGAGUGCCAUCACAAGGUGGAUACAGGUCUUCAGAUGAAGGUGGUCUGGGAGGAGACGGAAGCCAAUUCAUCAAAGCCUAGGGGAAACUUGAGUACGAUAGAAAUGCCGAGCUUCAUGAAGGAGAUGAUGGGGAUCAGUGGAAUGAAAAUUGGGAUGGUGAAUAUGGAUGACAUGGAUAUGAGUGGAUGGGACGUCGGCGAAACUAUACCAGUCAAAUUCCAACGUGUCUCGGAGUUGUUUGAAUGGAAAGAUUUGUUCCCUGAAUGGAUUGACGAAGAGGAAGAGACUGAUGUCCCAACGUGCCCCGAGGUACCAAUGCCGGACUUCAGAAGCUAUGGCAGUUUGGAUGUGAUUGUGGCUAAACUGCCAUGCAAGUUUCCAGAAGAGGGUUGGGCGAGAGACGUGUUGAGGCUCCAAGUUCAUCUGAUAGCGGCAAAUUUGGCUGUGAAGAAGGGAAGGAGGGAUUGGAAAGGCGGCAGGACAAAGGUUGUGUUUUUGAGCCAGUGUAGGCCAAUGAUGGAGUUGUUUAGAUGCAAUGAUUUGGCAAGAAAGGAAGGUGAUUGGUGGCUUUUUGAGGCGGAGAUGGGGAGGUUAGAGCAGAAGGUCUCGUUGCCUGUUGGGUCUUGCAGGCUGGCUUUACCCCUUUGGGGACAAGGUAUUGACGAAGUGUACGACCUCUCCAAGAUCGUAAGCUCCACAAAGUCACCAAAACGAGAGGCCUACGUCACAGUUCUCCACUCCUCCGAAGGCUACGUUUGUGGAGCCAUAACCCUCGCGCAAAGCCUCCUCCAAACAGGCACCAAGCGUGACCUAAUCCUGCUCAUAGAUAACUCCAUCUCCGCCCUCAAACGCGACGCCCUCGCCGCCGCCGGGUGGACCAUCCGACUCAUCAAGCGAAUCCGAAACCCUAGAGCCGAGAAGAACACGUACAACGAGUACAACUACAGCAAGUUCCGACUUUGGCAGCUCACCGACUACGACAAGAUCAUAUUCAUCGACGCCGACAUCAUCGUUUUGCGUAACCUCGACCUCCUCUUCCACUUCCCUCAGAUGUCAGCCACUGGCAACGACGUGUCCAUCUUCAACUCCGGCAUCAUGGUCAUCGAGCCCUCUAAAUGCACAUUUCGAGUUCUCAUGAAGCUUCGAAAAGACAUAAUCUCGUACAACGGCGGUGACCAGGGUUUCCUUAACGAGAUCUUCGUGUGGUGGCAUAGGUUUCCCAGGAGAGUGAACUUCUUGAAGAACUUUUGGGCGAACACCACGUUGGAGAUGAGGGUGAAGAACGAGCUCUUUGGAGCUGAUCCUCCCAAGGUUUAUUCAAUACACUAUUUGGGGUUGAAGCCUUGGAUGUGUUAUAGGGACUAUGACUGUAACUGGGACAUAGGGGACCAACGUGUUUAUGCGAGCGAUGUGGCGCACCGGAGGUGGUGGAAGCUUCACGACGCCAUGGAUGAGAGGUUGCAAGGUUUUUGUGGGUUGACGAAGCUGAGGAGGACCGAGUUAAAUUGGGAAAGAAGGAAAGCUAGGAAGAUGGGAUUUCCCGAUGAGCAUUGGAGGAUUAAUAUUACAGAUCCUAGGCGGUCUCAUUUGAUUGAUUAGAAAUUUGUAAUCAUUCUAGUUCCUUUUCUUCUAUAGAAGGAUCGAUAUUUGGGAUUUUUUUUUUUCUUUUAUAAUUCCACAUAAUUUAUGUGUGAAUAGGUAGUAAUUACGAGACAAUGCAUGAGAUGUUUGAGUUA